CCCACUGUCUGAGGCUUUCGGUUUCCCUCCCACGCAGGGCUCAUCUAAGCCCAGCGAUGGGCCUCUCUUAGCUCCUGCACACUGGCAGAUGGGGAUUUUGUCAGUGGAGUUUUACUUCUUUUGGUUCAUAUUUUAUUUUGCUUAUAGAAGAAAAAGAUAUCCCCUGCCGCAGAGGGGAAAAGCGUCUUAAAAGUUCUUAACUUUCUAAAAAGUAAAUAAUUUCAGGGUGCCUCGAUUCUACCCUGCCUAGACUUCCUUAUCCUGUUUGCGAGACAUCCAGAUGACUUGCUCUCCCAAUACAUACCCCUUGGAGAAAUUUCUGGAACCCUUCACACCAGUGGCUGCUGAAGUAGAAGAUUCAAAGAAAAUCUUUCCUUGGUUGUCAUCAGGUAAAGCCUGAAGGAUUGCCAAGAUGAACAAGGUACCAGCUCCUAAAAGGACGAGGAGCUUACCCAGCCUGGAUCAUCCAACGCAGGUCCCAGAAAAACCACUGAAGAGCAUCAGAUAUAUGGACAAGGAAAUAGUUAACUUCAAAAAAGACCUUAUACGAAGCCGGUUACUGGUGCAGUGUGCGAAGGCUGGCCGUGGAUAUUUUACCAUUCUUAAGGAAGAGUCUGCGAUGAAAAAGAUGCAACAGCAACUUCAGAAACUCAAAGAGGAAGAAAGAAACAAAUUCCAACCAGCCAAAAAAUUGCCUGAAAUCCAUGGGGAUACAUUGCUGACCACCUGUGAGGAGGAGAAGCUUAAGAAACUGGGAUCUGGCCCGUUCAUUCCAAUCUACAGCUGCAUCCUUUUGCCGUUGCUGCCUGAGGCUCACAUCGAACCCCUCUUCCGCCAACUGUGUGCUCUCCAUUGGCUCCUGGAGGCCCUGACCAUCGACCACACCCACCACAUCAUGAAGCCCGUGAUCACCUGCUUCAAUACCAAGGACCCAGGUGGAAGCAAGAGCUCCAUAAAAAAAGUCAAUAAGGACAAAUCCAGGGAACAGAGGUGGGAGCACUUCAUCACGGCAUCAAAGACCACAAAAUUCAAACUUCCUGUGGUACGAAACACCACCACCCACAAGCCAAGCCGGCGGGGCUCCAUACUCAGCCUGUCUCGGACCAGUGGGGGAUCCUCCCCCCAGAGCAGCAUGAUCUCUAUGAAUCCUGGCUCAGAGGAACCCCAGAGCUUGAUCACCCAGGUGACUAGCAGCAAAGACAUUGAGGAUAAUGAGUCUUCUUCAACAAAACCAGAUGAAGAACCUCUUCAUAUCUAUCUGCAGAAGCUCCUGGAAAUGGUUCGGGAAGAGGUCCGUAGGACAAUUAUGAUGGAAUAUGACCUGCAAAGAAAAGCUCCCAGCCUCCUGCCCAUGAUCCACAAGAGUGACUCUGUCGUUAAGGAGGGGCAGGCUACCCACAAGUCAAGUGAGAAAUCCAGCACUACCAGUGGAGAAAGCCACACCCAGUUAGUCCAGAAGAAGACAAAAGGCCAUGUUAACCGUGACAUCACCCAGUACAAGAGCGGGAUCUCUAGCCUCAUGAGGGCCAAGUUUUACAGCAUAGCCCAGGAGGCUGGCUUCUGCCUGCAGGACAAGAUGGAAGUCCUCAUGAAGCGCCAAGAAGAGCGAGGUCUCCAGAAGUUCCAUGCUUUUGGCCUCGUCUCAGAUUUUCAAAAGGAUAUAGCAAAGAUGAGACAACAGAUCUCUGCAGUUAAAGGAGAUGCAGAAGAAAUUGCUGACCACUGGUACUUUGACCUGCUGUCCAAACUGCCUGAGGAUCUGAAGAACUACCGCCCUGCCAAAAAGAUCCUGGUCAAACUCCAGAAGUUUGGGGAGAACCUCGACCUGAGGGUCCGGCCCCAUGUUCUCUUGAAGGUGCUGCAGGAUCUGAGGGUCUGGGAACUGUGCUCUCCAGACAUCGCUGUGGCUAUCGAGUUUGUGCGAGAACACAUCAUUCAUAUGCCUCGAGAGGAUUACAUCACCUGGUUGCAAGGGCGGAUCAGUAUGACCAUCCGAUCACGCAGUACCCCGCCGUAGUCUGGGCCUGGGUCAACCAGCUGUCCCAGUGGAGGAGGGAAGCCAACAGCACAUUCCUGGGUCCCACCUGUUCUUGCUUCCUGCCUACUCUUCUUGAGGCUUGUUAUGAUGCAGUAAGAUCAACUGGAGACUGACUCCGGGAAACAUUCUAGAGAGAGACUCCGGAGUGGCUCUCUCCUCCACCCCACAGCCCUGCCUCAACCUCCCGGUCUCUGCUGAUUGCUGCAGCCUGACUCUGCCUGCUUCUCCAGAUUCCUUCACCCAUUUCUUUUCCGUGCAUUCUGAAUAAUAAAAUUGAGAUGAAUGUUUAA
This is a messenger RNA of Chinchilla lanigera (long-tailed chinchilla), 2328 nucleotides long. It is a transcript of the gene Ccdc60, whose product is annotated as coiled-coil domain containing 60. The transcript is spliced from 14 exons. Lineage: Eukaryota; Metazoa; Chordata; Mammalia; Rodentia; Chinchillidae. Bases 413 to 2017 code for a protein of 534 amino acids. The record is from RefSeq and is a predicted model, not a curated record.